GUAUACAGUUCUUGAAACAAAACACAGUAUGCCAUCUAAGUUUCUUAUGAACACAAAAAAAACGUAAAGUUAAGUACAUACAACACAAACACUUUUUAACCAAUAUGAUUCGCAAGCAUCUGAAAGCCAUGACCCGCCAAUUAACCUCCAUUUGGGCCCUACCUCGGAGACUGGCUCAAAGUGCAUCCCAAGCAGCCGCCAAAAAGCCAGAACCAUCUGGGAAGCCUGCACCCCAGGCUGCUGCCAAGAAACCAGCCAAACCAGCCAAGCCCGCGAAGGAUGCCAAAAAACCGGGAAGGGUUAAAAUCCCACCUCCCAAGGGUAGCCUGACCAAUGACAAGACCUGCUUCGGACCUCUGAAGGACUCCGAUCGAAUCUUCCAGAAUCUGUACGGCCGACACGAUUGGAGGCUGAAGGGGGCUUGCCAGCGCGGGGAUUGGCACAAAACGGGGGACAUCCUGGAGCUGGGACCCGAUUGGAUGAUGGACCAGAUAAAGCAGUCCGCACUGCGAGGCCGUGGCGGAGCCGGAUUCUACUGCGCCACCAAGUGGGAGUUCCUGAAACAGGUCAAAUCGGAAAAGGUGCCCAAAAUGCUGGUGGUGAACUGCGCCGAAGGCGAGCCAGGCACCUGCAAGGACCGAGAGAUCCUGCGCCAUGAGCCGCACAAGCUAAUAGAGGGCAUCCUACUGGCCGGAGUGACCAUAGGCUGUGGCCGGGCUAUUAUCUAUAUACGGAAUCGGUUCUACAACGAGGCUUGCAACCUGCACUACGCCCUGGCCGAGGCCUACCACCACGGCCUGGUGGGGGACGGUGCCUGUGGCACGGACAUCAAGUUCGACAUCAUGAUACAGCGGGGCGAUCGGUAUCUGUGUGGCGAGGAAACGGCAAUGCUGAACUGCCUCAUGGGCGAACUUGGAAGACCGCGACGCCGGCCACCGUUCCUCACGGAGAAGGGCUACUUCAACCAUCCGUGUCUGGUCGUCAAUGCGGAGUCUCUGUCCGUGCUGCCCACCCUCCUGAGGAGAGGUCCUUGCUGGUGGACUGGACUAGGACGAAGCUACAACGCCGGCACCAAGCUCUUCUGCAUCAGCGGCGAGGUGAACAAUCCGUGCACCGUCGAGGAGGAGAUGUCCAUGCCGAUGCGGGAAAUAAUCGAACUGCAUGCGGGCGGAGUGCAGGGCGGCUGGGAGAACCUACUGGCCGUUUUCCCUGGAGGCCUUUCCACUGCCCUCCUCGGUCCCGAGGCAGCCGGCGGAGUGAUGAUGGACUUCGACUGCCUGGAGGCGGCGGGAAGCGGCCUGGGAUGCGGUUCCAUCAUUGUGAUGAGCAAGAAGUGCGAUCCGCUGGCGAUAAUGCACCGCGCCAUUGAGUUCUACGAGGAGCACACCUGCAAACAGUGCACCUACUGUCGGGACGGCGCCAUCUGGCUGCCGGAGCUGUUCGGUCGCUUCGCCACGGGCCAGGCCCAUCCCCACGAGAUCGACUGGACCUCGGUAAUAGCGGACAAAAUCAAGAACAGCCGACCAAUCUGUGCCCUGGGGGUCAGCCAAGCCAUCACCGCCGAGAGCAUGGUUCGGAUGUUCAGCGAGCAAAUAAACCAGCGCAUUGUGAAGUUCGCCGAGGGCGCCGACAAAGGCGGAAAGGACGGAAAGGACAAAAAAUGUUAGAUUAUUUAGAGACAAAUGUUGGAUUAUUUAGAGUUUAGUGCAAUGAUUAGUAAUGAUGAAUAAAUGUGGGGUUUGUUAUUAAAGUA
This is a messenger RNA of Drosophila ananassae, 1753 nucleotides long. It is a transcript of the gene ND-51L2, whose product is annotated as NADH dehydrogenase [ubiquinone] flavoprotein 1, mitochondrial. Gene Ontology annotation, molecular function: 4 iron, 4 sulfur cluster binding. Bases 105 to 1667 code for a protein of 520 amino acids. The transcript has a single exon. Gene Ontology annotation, biological process: mitochondrial electron transport, NADH to ubiquinone. The record is from RefSeq and is a predicted model, not a curated record. NCBI's taxonomy places the organism in Eukaryota, Metazoa, Arthropoda, Insecta, Diptera, Drosophilidae.